AUGAAAGACCAGUUGCCCCGUUACCUCAUGCCUACAGCUGAUAUGAGGAAAGCCAUCGAUAGGAACACCAAACAAGAUGAAGACCUAUCGCUUGUAUUAGAACAGCUUGACAAGGAGAAGAAGAUGGCUUUGAAGCAAAUUGUUAGAAGACAGGAAGCUUUCAAGAAGCAGAUACUCAAACGGAGAGAAAGUUUGCCUCAAAAGAUCAGCGCAGUUCAGGUUUACGGGAAUGGACAAAAACCUGCUGAUAGAGAACGACCACACCAUGAAGAGUUAACUCAAACCAAACGUCCAAUCCACAGAACCGUUUCUUUGGAUGAAACCUGCAGCACUUCCAGUGAGCCUCUAUCCGUGCUAAUCAAAAGGCACAGUCUUCCAGCCUCACCAUUUCCACGCCAUAACAGUGCAGACUCAAUCCACUUCACCUCUAAGCCAGGCGCUGUGCUAUCUUCGCGUCAACAAACAGAUAACUUCCUGAUCAUGCCCAGCAUUAUAUAUCACCAAAAGAAAUCCUGGCAAGAAUACAAAGAGGGAGACCCUAAAGAUACGACAGUUGACCAAACUGGCACAAAAUUACAGGGUAAUACUUUUAAAAAUGCGAUUCGCAGGCAUUCAGACGUCACCGCCAUGACCGCUGUUGAAACGACGAGUAAUCAAAGAUUGCUUCAAAGACGAAAACUUAGUGAAUACAGUGAAGUGUCUUCAAAUAAGACGUACAUUAAUGAGUCCUUAACGAGACUGUAAACGUGUUUGUGAACGAGUAUUUUUCAGUAGUUUUUCUAUGAGGAUUUUUUUUGUAAAUAAGACUAGACUAGCUGAAUGAAAUUAAAGUGUGUUAUGAAUGACAAGUUCUGAUACUUUUCGCGUUUUUGAACACACACGUUGUUUCUUUAUGAAAGAUCGAAACGGAAUCGGCCUAAAGCGGUUGUGCAAAUAGCCAAGUUAAAUUCUUGCAUUGCCGUAAAUGCACAAACAUUGCUUCCCAAACUGAACACCGUAAACGAAUAAUUUUGAAUGAAGCAACUGAGUUCGCCCCUUGCAGCCUCCGUCUACAAACGCUUCAUUUUCGACAUUUGGAAACUAUUCCAUUUUCGGAAAAAAGUUAAAAAAAAAAAGAUUUGUUGUGUGCGUGCAGCUGAAUAAAACAAAAUUCGAAGUGCUUGGAAUGGAUUUAACGAACAUCCACUCGCAAACCGUUUUGGAAAGGAACAGGGAACUAAAGUAUGGUGACCGAGAUAGACACUAAUAUUCUCUAAGUCCAAUUUUUACGCGCUCAGCCUCACAUACCGCUGAGAUCAGCAGCGUUGAAACUCCAUCUUGAAUAUAAAGAGCGAAAAAUAAAAUAAAAUCUCAGUUGAGUCCAUGCAAGAUUUAAUUUUCACUUGUAUAAAACCUGGAGUAGGAUGUAAUGGGUGCGUGAGCACCGCGCGCACACUCGAGGCACGUAAGUACCUCCGGCCUGAUUGUAGUCCUUGAAUAGAGAAAAAUACCGCUUUCAAUUCCAUAGCGUUUAAAAGAACAAUGCCGGCUACGAGAUUAACGACAGAAGAGUAAAUCACAAUCUUAAUGAAAACAAUAGCGUUUAAAGCCUGCUACUAAGAAAAACGUGUAACAAACUCCUCGAGAGAUGAAGCGCGUGAAAAUCGUGCACGGUAUGCGAGAGCAGUACACCCGAUCGUCUGUAUCAUGAUUGGUUUUGGAUAACUUGACACAACUGAACAAUCAGCCGUAGUUCAAAGAACAUAAAUACUGAAAUAAUCUCAUCAUGAGUCCAGCCGUUUUUCCCGAUUAAUCCAUUUCAGGUUACGGGACCCUGAGGAGCCUCCUGGUUCCUCAGGAUCAGGGUUUCAAUCUGCAUGCGAGAGUUUCUCAUCCGAGCGACACUCUGAAGCUCCAAGCAGUAACUUCUUGUAGAGCAGCUUGAAAUUGUUGGAGUGAAACUAAUCAAAUAGGUUCUUUCAUGACUCGUUAAGAACAAAGAUUUUAACUUAAUGGGAUUAAAAGCCCCGGGGACGCUAAAGGACAUAACUGAGUAAUUAUUCACGCGCUCACUCGCUGUUUCUUUAUGAUGAGGCGAUGUUUUAAGGGGGCGGGUAGGGGGCGGGUGCUGAGAUCGGUUGUCCGUGAAGAGAAAAAACCUAACUGAAAACAGGUUAUAAGUUAUCUCUGAGCUAAUAAAUAAGUGCACAAGAUCGGUUCUAAUCUUUAUUGGAAAUUUUGCCUUUUGUGGGAAUGAUCUUGAGAUCUUGAAUCCCCUUUCCUGUAACCUUAUAGAAUUUCCUAAAUAGUCACGCGUUUUAUUUGAAAUUUAGGCUUAAUUUCAUCGCUGCAGAUUCAUAAGUAUAAAACUUUUCUUACUGUGCACUGCAAAAUGCGACAAACUCUUUCAAAUUGCAUCCACCGCUUCAAGCUCAAACUUUCAAAUACAAUUAAGUAUCACUGAAUUUGAACUCUUUUCAAAAUUACAUGUCAAAGUAUUCUAAACAAUAUAAAGUUAUUUAGAGAAGUGAAAAACUUGAAAUCUUUAAUCAAGAUUUAAGAGACUACAUUUUUUAUUCGAGUAAGGAAUGUGAGCGUGAAUACUACGGUUAAGCCCAUUGUCAAUUCCCAUCCCGCCAAAAUUUUCUCCUUAAGCUGUGCUUUUGAAAACGCUUUUCUAAGUAAAAAGACUGCAAAACGCCAGCUAUGUAUACGCCGUUAUAUGUGGAAAGAAAACGUUUUGAGUACGAAGCUUUGCGAAUACGCUGACACCGAGGCAGUCCCUUAAUAUACCUGGGCGGGAUGAUUAGAAUAUUAUGCUCGCAUCUAGACAGUUCCAAUUUAGAUUCCUAAGCCAUUCAUAAUGCCAUCCAUCACAAUUUGUCAAAGUGACUUUGUUUGAGGUCAGUUAUUGUUCGUUUGAAUUCGUAGUUCGAUAAUCAGUAAUAUUUCAUCGAAUAUGCCGCACAGGUCACAGGGAGGAAUAUUAACGGUUCAGUUUGGUAGGUAGUGAGUUUAAGUUAACAAAAUCAUGCAAAGUUAUUGUGCAGUAUACUUAAAACAGCACUAAAUUUGCUUGCUUCCAGUAAGUAAGGGCUUUAUAAUACAAAGGUAAAGCUAAUGAGAUUAGUGAUAAUAACAUUGAAAAUUAAUCAGAUAACUACAUAUACGUCGAGGAUCAUUCUAGUGUAAUUUCCACCGCUUUACUUUGACCAAUUUCCUGCUUGCGGAAAAGGUAUCUGAUAGUCAUCUGUGACAACAUUUCCAUCAUCUUUUACGACAUAAACAAGCUCUUUUUUUUUUUUUAAUAAACCUGCAUUCCUACAAAAAGAUUAUGCAGUACUGAAGCGCCGAUAAAAUCUUUUAUUGGAGAGUUGAAUUAUUAUAUUUUGUUUCUGAACAAUACACUAAGAAGAAUGCAUCUUCACCAUAUAAAAGCAAGCACUAAGCUUUGUAGUAUCAUCGCUUAACACCUCACACAUUGUGAACGCACUCAGUGUAUUUCUGUGUUCAGACAUGAAGGACCAGUUGCCCCGUUACCUCUUGCCUACAGCUGAUAUGAGGAAAGCCAUCGAUAGGAACACCAAACAAGAUGAAGACCUGUCGCUUGUGUUAGAACAGCUUGAUAAAGAGAAGAAGAUGGUUUUGAAGCAAAUUGUCAGAAGACAGGAAGAUUUCAAGAAGCAGAUACUCGAACGGAGAGAAAGUUUGCCUCAAAAGAUCAACGCAGUUCAGGUUUACGGGAAUGGACAGAAAAAUGCUGAUAGAGAACGACCACACCCUGAACAGUUGACCCAAACCAAACGUCCAAUCCGCCGCAGAACUGUUUCUUUGGAUGAAACUCUCGCCUCUUCAAGUGAGCCUCUAUCCGUGCGAAGCAAAAGGCACAGUCUUCCAGCCUCACCAUUUCCACGCCAUAACAGUGCAGAC
Molecule: messenger RNA, 3909 nt
Organism: Pocillopora meandrina
Lineage: Eukaryota; Metazoa; Cnidaria; Anthozoa; Scleractinia; Pocilloporidae
Source: the annotation of a GenBank genome assembly